Messenger RNA from Dama dama (fallow deer), 543 nucleotides. It is a transcript of the gene SPMIP9, whose product is annotated as sperm microtubule inner protein 9. The transcript has 3 exons. NCBI's taxonomy places the organism in Eukaryota, Metazoa, Chordata, Mammalia, Artiodactyla, Cervidae. Gene Ontology annotation, cellular component: cytoplasm. The record is from RefSeq and is a predicted model, not a curated record. The coding region runs from base 1 to 543 and encodes 180 amino acids.
AUGUCAGGCAUGGUGUUCCCUGGACAGGCCCCUGUGGAUUUGGACAUAUACCAAAGCUCCUACAUGAUCGACUACAAACCCUAUGGGAAACACAAAUAUGCCAGGGUCACAUCAGAACAGCAAGCAAAGCUGGACACCCAACUCCGGGACAAAGAGUUCUACAGACCCACCCCCAGCCCCAACCCCAAGCUAGAAGAUGGAUACCCUGCCUUCAAAAGACCCCACAUGACCGCCAAGGACCUGGGGCAACCUGGCUUCUUCCCACCACAGGACCACGUGGCCCCAGUGGAGGAUGAAUGUAGGUUCACCAGCAUCUGUCCAUCUGUGUACCCAGCUUCCCAUGCUCUGUACCUGGCCCACGGCGACCCAAACCGGAUUCGACAGAGUGCCGACUUCCCCUGUCUUCUGGAGCCUGAGCGCCAGCCUGCCCCAGACGUGGGCAAAGGCUACUUUCUACUGCCCGGCUGUGCCUGCCCUUAUCACUGUACGGUCAAGGUUCCCAUAUUGAACCGAUGGGGGCCCUUGAUGCCAUUUUACCAGUAG